AACAGCAUAUGAGAAUUUUAUGAAAAAUGGACGACAAAUAACUAUAGUAUAGUGUUUUCGGCCUUCGAGUUCACGUGAUCAUUUUUUUUAUUUAUCACAAUUUCCUUCCCUAUAAUCCCUAUAUAACUGCCCGACCUCUGUUUACGGAAACACGAUAAUCUGUCGCCAUUGUGAUUGAAUUUUGCCAAACACAAUAAGCACUUGGACAGCAAUAAGCUUAAAUAUUUUUUUAUAUAAAAACUAUAUAAUGAGUGACAUAUGUUUGGGAAAAAGUCAAUCAGUAAACAAAGUGAAAUUCCAUCAGAUAAGAAAAAAUAACAAGAAAAUGAUGUGCAUAGUGAAACUACGAGAAUGAGUAAUACAAAAUGAAUUCCCGAUGAAGAACGUGAUGUUUCAUACGAAGCAAGUGACGCAGGAUUAGAUCAAACGUUCUGACGUUUUGGAGCAAUAUGGUGAUAAACGGAUAGAAGCAUACUUUUCGUUUAAAUAACAUUGUGCAAGUAAUAAAAACCAAGAUAUUCGAAAACUUGUCAAUGGACAGCAGAUUAAGAUGUAAAACAUUCAACAAAGAUGUCCCGAGUUUGUAAAUUUCUUUAUCAACUAAUCCUAAGAGAGGGAAAACUGUUGAUCCAAACAAAAGGCCCAUGGAGUCAUCGGAGUCAGAAACUGAUCUGUCAUUGCCCUUGUCAAUCAGUUGCAAUGACGAAAGGGAUAUCGAUGAGAAGGGCUAUAACGUUACACAGUCGUCGGACAGUGGGGUAUCAACAUCCAGUGAGACAUCGAGCUGCGAAGAUUGCAACAUUAAGGGAGAUUUGGACCAACCUAUCAGUAACCGUCGAGACACUGUCACACUGUUACAAGCGCUGCUGCCAUGGCGGCAGAAAUCUAGGGCAAAGAAUCUUAGUUACAUAGACAAAGUUGGUGGGACUUUGGCUCUCAUACAACACCCUAGACCACCAAACUUGCCCUCCAAGAGCUUAGAGGAAGAACGAUGUCACCAGAAACAGUAUACAGUCAUUUUGGCUCAGGCAAGAAAACGCGAAAUUGAAGAAGAACUUGCUCGCCGAUGUCAACGAGAAGAACAGUUGCGGAGAGAGGAAAAAUUGGCAGCAGAAUCUGCUCUAUGGACCAAUAGCAUUCUUCCACAAUUUGAGACUGUGAAAAAUACAAAAAAGGUUCAGGAUCUGUGGUGGGCUGGUUUACCACCUAGUAUUCGUGGUAAAGUUUGGAAAUUAGGCAUUGCCAAUGAUCUUGACAUUAAUUCAGAUGAAUUUGAUUUGUGCAUCCAACGAUUAAAUAAAGAUGCUCUUCUCAAAGCCAAGGAUGAAUCUAUCCUUGCUAUAAAAUUGGAUGUGUCUCGUACUUUCUCCAAUUUGGGGGUUUUUCAAGAGGGUGGACCCUUACAUGAAAGUUUACAGGGCUUGCUAUCCGCUUAUGCCGUUUAUAGAAAAGAUAUUGGAUACGUUCAAGGUAUGAGCUUUCUGGGAGCAAUUCUCACUCUCAAUAUGGAACCUGAGGAAGCUUUCGUCUGCUUUGCCAAUCUCCUAAACAAGCCUUACCAUCAAGCAGCCUUCACUCUCAACCAAAAAAAAAUGGACAUUUAUUAUCGUGUUUUCUCAAGCACUCUUGCUCAUAAGAUACCAAAAAUACAUGGGCAUUUUCGUGCCACCGGCCUCAGUCCUGAUCUCUAUCUUCUCGAUUGGCUCUACACCGUCUUUGCCAAAGCAAUGCCACUCGACGUGGUCUGUCGAAUUUGGGACGUUUUCAUACGCGACGGCGAUGAAUUUCUCUUCCGAACAGCCCUCGGUAUACUCCGUAUGUUCCAGAACGAAUUACUCAGCAUGGAUUUUGUCAGGUGCUCGCAAUUCCUCACCAAAUUACCCGACAAUUUAGAAGCGUCUGUACUCUUUGAUAAUAUUGGAAAAAUCAAUACGAGCAUCGGUGCUCAGACUUUUCAAGACAUGAUUUCCCAAUUGUCUUGAUUGGGUAAGAUUAAUUAAGUCUAAUCCAGUCGACCAAAAACUAAGAAUUGCAAUUUGUCGCACCGUGAUAAAUAGGAAAAUUGAAUUAGCUUCUGAUUAAUAUAAGAGUGGGUUUGACAAUUAUUAUCUCAAAGCCUGCAAAAAAUUACUUUUUUUUUGGUUCCACCAAAUAUUAUCGUGAAUAGAGAUUUUUUCAUCCAUGGAAAUCUAUCGAUUUAAAAAAUUAUUUUCAAAAUUAAUGCAUCGAAUCGUCAUAGAAUUCAAUUAUUUUUUAUAAUGAUUACAAAACAAUAUCCCGGAUUAUAGUGAUUAAGAAAGUCAAAUGGAGAUUACAUGUAAAUAUAUAUGAUUAUAUGUCACUUUUAUGUGACUGAAAAAUUUAUAAGUAAAUAUAAAAGACGUGUAUUUUUGUAGACUGUUGGUGCUUGACUCUAUACAGGUCCACCGAUUAAUUAUGUCUACUCUUUUGUUAUAGAAUUUUAUUCACCUGGUUAAUUUCGUAAUACAAGAACGAUAAUACCGUCCGUGCAUUGCCUGAAUACUCAAUAUUAUUGUUAACCAAUGUAAUUAGAGCAAUUCCCGGAAUUUUUUUAUUCUACCGACAUUAUUCCCCGCGUUUAUAAAACGAGGUCAAGUACUGCAUGCUAACAAAUGGAAUUUUCUUAUGGUCGUCAUUGUCGAAAUUAAAUGGAUCUACUUUUUUGAAUCUCAUCGAACUCAUAGAGUCUCACAGAUCAUUACAAGUUAUUAAGGUUCACGAUUAUUUAUUCAAUGAAUUUUUAUUAUCAAGUCGCAUCCAGUUGCGUAUCAACAAUACAACGAGAUGCCUUUCAUUUUUGACGUAGCUGUAUUGAUGAAACGCGAUUAAUUUUUAUUGGAUCUCUAUUUUAUUAUAACUCGACGUAUUGGACGAAUACUCAAACAACAAUUAUAUCCAGUUUAUGUAUCUCAGAUUUUAUUUAGCGAAAUUCGAUCUUGAUUAUUAUCUAAAUUUGGACAUGUUACCGAUUUUUUUUCCAUUUUCGUAAUGUUUCUAUGACCUCCGAUCACAGUGCACUUUGUAUUCCGUCGAAUGAGAUUUUUCUGUAUUUUUUUGUUGUUUGUCAUUGUGAAUAAAGUUAUAUUUAUACAUAAA
This is a messenger RNA of Venturia canescens, 3117 nucleotides long. RefSeq names its product TBC1 domain family member 14-like. The transcript is spliced from 2 exons. The record is from RefSeq and is a predicted model, not a curated record. Bases 645 to 1982 code for a protein of 445 amino acids. Lineage: Eukaryota; Metazoa; Arthropoda; Insecta; Hymenoptera; Ichneumonidae.